GAAUCGGGAGUAGUCUCUGCGCAUGGGCGCCUUGUCUCUCAGUUAACCGAAUAUCUAGAUGGCAUGCGGGUCUACCUGGAAAGUAUGCUCGAUCAUCCCGUAUGUUUGGCCGGCUUUGUUGGCCUCUCCGGUCUAAUACGAGUGGGGCAGCUCGUGCCGCCGCCAUUACCGCCUACCCUUACUACAACCAGUCUCUUCUUACCAUCUGGGCUGUCUUCUGGACCACAAGCGUGUAAUAGUGGUGCAGUUGUUGCUAGCGCCUCAGCCUCUGCCGUUGCUUGUUCACCUGCCGCAAUAACUUCAGUAGUUAGUGCAUCUCCUCUGCUGCCUGGACUCUCCGCCGGCAUUAAUUCUUCGAACCCAGGCCUGGUUGGAACUGGCUCAGCUGGUUCUCCUAUGUCCGUUUCCUCCAGUGGCGUUGGGCUAUCCACUGGAACGCCUGGGUUGACCGUAUCUGGGCUCAAUAGUUUUGGAGUUUCGCCCCCUACGAGCGGCAGUUCCACAGGGACCAUUAUCACGAGUGGCUUAUGUGUCAACUGCAUGUCCAGCUCCAAUAUCACUGGAUCCCCUAGUGGUGGACUUCAUGGCUCUGUGGCCUCUGGGAAUUCUGGCUCUACCUCUUGCUCAUCACAAAAUAAUGCAUCUACCGGCGGAAGCGGAGGUCUGGGGGUGACUGGUUCUUCUUUGGCUCCGUUGUCAUCAGUUGCCGGUACCUCCAAUAGUGGGGUGAGCAAUAAUCCUGCUGCUGCAUCAUCAACAGCAACAGGACCUCAAGCGACAGGACUAGUAGCUUUGUCAGCCAAUAUAACCAAUUCACCUUCCAACCAGGGCACUCCUAGCUCUAUCUCUUCUGGUGCUCCCCUCCCGCCGCCACCACCACCGCCUCCUCCCCCUGCGCCCCAGGCAGCUACACCUACAUCUAGCCUCACUACUACUCCACCUGCUUCAUCGGCUGUUGACCCAAUUGUAUUAGACGAAACGAGAGUACAUUUCUGCGUAUUUGUUCGCGAUCUUCUUCGUCGGAUGCCAGAGUCCAUGCAGAAUAACUUGUUGAGUCCUUUGAUUCGGCAUCAACUCUUUCUGCUUUUCUCCCAAUGGAGCGGUCAUCACGAAUUUGUCCUUGGAACCCACCCUGCAAUUUCGGAAGCAGGUAUUCUGGCCAAGGCCUCUGCUAGCUCUUCUUCCGAGGGAUUCUUAGGUUUAUCGCGCUGCGACGCCAGUCUCCUCUCAAGUUCGGUGGAUCUACAUUUUCGUGGUACUCCACCAUACCGCAGUGCUUAUCCCUCCGCCUAUUACCAUACAUCAUCUGCAUCGACCUAUCUCCUACCUGACGAUUCAGCCACCGUCUCUCUUGACUCGGGUCUUGAUCUCAUCACCUUUGCCUCUUCCUAUCGUCGCCUACUUACCUCCUCCUCAGAAGCACUUUCUACCUACAGCACGGAAAAGCAAGCUACUAUGGCUAUUGCUGCCUUAGAACAGACAGCUCAGCUAUCGGGUCAAUAG
This is a messenger RNA of Protopolystoma xenopodis, 1503 nucleotides long. NCBI's taxonomy places the organism in Eukaryota, Metazoa, Platyhelminthes, Monogenea, Polystomatidea, Polystomatidae. The record is from the annotation of a GenBank genome assembly.